AUGGAGCACGGAUCCUUAGCAGAUAAACUUACUUUUAACGAACUUGAUUGUAAAAAGAGGUUUGACAUUGCAGUGGGCACAGCGAAACGCCUAGCUUGUUUGCAUGAAGAGUGCCUAGAGUGGGUUUUACAUUGCGAUGUAAAGCCUCAUAACAUACUCUUGCACUCCAACUAUCAACCAAAGGUAGCAGAUCUUGGUCUGUCUAAACUACUGAAUAGAGGUGAGCGUGAUCAUUCUAGCUUCUCAAAGAUGAGAGGAACUAGAGGUUAUAUGGCUCCUGAAUGGGUUUAUAAUCGUCCUAUCACCUCUAAAGUUGAUGUCUAUAGCUAUGGGAUUGUGGUGCUAGAAAUGGUUACAGGAAAGAGCCCCACAGGUACGCAGCAUAGCUCUGGUACUGGCGGAUUGGCGAAAGAGUAUAAUAGAUUGGACUCGCUGGUGAGGGAGAAGAUCAUGAUGCAUGCUGAUGGUGAAGCUUCAAGAUAUGACUCGGCUAAGAUGGAACUUCUGCUCAAGGUGGCUUGGCAAUGCGUUGCAGAAGAUAAGGAUGAUAGGCCCACCAUGACCCAGGCAAAUAGGGAAUUUGGUGUUCAUAUCGAGCAAGAUGGCCUGGACGAGUUUGUCGAACUCGACAGUGCUGUUGCUGUUGGCGUCUAUAUUGGCCAAAAGGAAGUGGAGAUGGUUGCCAGAGGGCUUGAGGCUGAGUGA
Carya illinoinensis is the source of this 705-nucleotide messenger RNA. Its product is annotated as putative receptor protein kinase ZmPK1. Lineage: Eukaryota; Viridiplantae; Streptophyta; Magnoliopsida; Fagales; Juglandaceae. Gene Ontology annotation, molecular function: protein kinase activity; ATP binding. The transcript is spliced from 3 exons. The record is from RefSeq and is a predicted model, not a curated record. Gene Ontology annotation, biological process: protein phosphorylation. The coding region runs from base 1 to 705 and encodes 234 amino acids.